This is a messenger RNA of Trichoderma citrinoviride, 1068 nucleotides long. RefSeq lists its product as hypothetical. NCBI's taxonomy places the organism in Eukaryota, Fungi, Ascomycota, Sordariomycetes, Hypocreales, Hypocreaceae. The transcript has a single exon. The annotation marks the transcript as partial. The record is from RefSeq and is a predicted model, not a curated record.
AUCCUCCUCCUCCCCCCUCUGCUCCUCGCCAUCACCACCUUCGCCGCGCUCUUCCUCCACUCGGACGUCGACAUCGCCCUCCUCUGGUCCCGCUGCCACGCGCGCUCCGAGAUCCCGGCCCUGAGCCGCGUGCCCCUGCUGGGCACCCCGAGCUGCUUCCUCGUCAGCUUCUUCCACAGCGCGCUCGACUCGCUGCGGUCGCGCGCCGUCAUGGGCGCGGUGCUGGCGUACGUCGGCGCGCUGGCGACGGUGUGCACCGUCGAGGCGGCGCGCAGGUGCAACCGCGCGAGCGGGCUGAUUGCGCGGCCGACGGCCUGGUGGCUGCUGUUCAACCUGCUGGGCGGAGCGGUGGUGUGGCAGCUGGUGAUUGUGCCGGCGUUUUUGCACCGGGCAAAGGCCCUGGUCGCAGCGGCCGAGGAGGAUCAUGACGAUAGAGACGAAGAAGAGGGAGGUCGGACGGCGGAGGACAAGAGGCUCGAGGAGAGGACGCUGCCGGAUUCCGAGGCCGUGGCCAUCCCCAUUGCCGUCGCGGUUGGCUACUUUGUGCCGUCGGCGCUGAUGCUGGCGUUCAACUCGCCUGCGACCAUUGGCGUCUGGCUGUUCUUCCCUCUGUACGUUUCGAUUGUGCGGCAGGUCGUGCGAGGCAUCGUCGAGAGGAUCCGGCGCGUUAGCCCCGUGAGCAUCCACCACGAGUCGCACUGGCAGUGCGUCGUGCUGGUGUACGCGCUGCCCGUUGCGGUGUCUAUCGCGGCGCACGUGUUUUUGCUAUGGAGCGUUGCGCAGCGUCACGAUGACCGUAAGAAGAUGACGAGGCUGACGCUGAGCUUCAUCGAGAUUGACGUGCAGUUUGUCGCGUGGACGGUGCUGUACUGGGUGUUUGCGGAAAGCGGGUGGAGGGUGCCGCUGGGGAUGGUUGCGAUUUCGGUGGUUGCUGGGCCGGGGGCGGGGGUUUGCUUGGGGUGGUUGAUUCGGGAGAGGGUGGUGAGGCGUGUGUUUGCUGGGAGGGCGGGAGGUGGUGAGGAGGAGGAUGAUGAGCGGGCGGGUGAGGAGAGGCCUUUGUUGGGGUGA